Acanthopagrus latus (yellowfin seabream) is the source of this 4491-nucleotide messenger RNA. It is a transcript of the gene ccdc180, whose product is annotated as coiled-coil domain containing 180. Lineage: Eukaryota; Metazoa; Chordata; Actinopteri; Spariformes; Sparidae. Bases 230 to 4462 code for a protein of 1410 amino acids. The transcript has 37 exons. The record is from RefSeq and is a predicted model, not a curated record.
UGUCACCAUGGUGAUGGAGAGACGCUAAGACUGGCUGAAGGAAACGUACAGGUCCUGGUCCUGGUCCUGGUCUAGUCUGAGUUUAACGACUUUAUAUUGACGGGAAACAGAAGAACCAGCGAGCAGAGGGAGAGAGAGUGCCUGUUCCACAGAGUCAUCUCACGGGUCAGCUCUCUGCUGCUGCCUGGUGACUCUGCUCAACGUUAGCAGCUGGCUAAUCAACGUUAGCAUGAGUGAGAGCAGAGCGGUACCGGGUGGGGAGGUGUACCGGCAGCUGUUCGACGCUCAGGUUCAGCUGUCCAGAUCUCUGCUGGCUGGACGGAGAGACGCGAGGACAGACUGUCUGUCUGCAGAAGACAGUAAUACACACUGCAGCACAGCCAGCAGGUGGUUGUGUCCUCCCUCCAGCAGGGGGCAGCAUUCACAUGGUGAUGAUGACGCUGAUGAUGUCAGCAGACUUCCUGACACUCUGGCGGUCGAUCGUCCACGCUCUGACAUCAUCAAGCGACUGGCUGAGAAACACAUUGCAGCCCUGAAACCGCUGGAGACCGAGCUGACCGAGCUCAGCCAGGUGUGUGAGACUCAGGUGAGAAGUGUCAGUCUGGAGCUAGUGUGGUCUCUGCAAGAGGUCGACAACAGACUAAACACCCUGAAGGACAGAAUGGAACACCUGGAACACGUCAGUCUGCAGGAGGUCUUUGUUCUGUGGGAGGAGGUGGAGGAGAAGCUGAAGCUGAAGAAGAUCAGGAUAAUGAAGCUGAACCACAAACUGACUGAAUCUGAGGCUGAGCGAAGCAACAAGAUCAAAGCUGUCCUGCGGAAGUACUGCCACCUGCUGGAGAAGAUUGGUUUCCUGCCUCCACCUGAUGUCUACAGGCUGAUCCACAGUGAGGCCAUGAUGCUGAAUCAGUCUCUCCUGGCAAAUUGUCGUAGUGUAGCUCAUCUGCUGCUGCUCCUCCAGGAGGAGAACCUGAAGCAGGAGUCACUCCUCCGUCUGCACUGGGAGGACUGUCUGAAUCGCUGGAGGAGGGGCAGAGUCAAUGAGGUCAUCGACCACUUCAGGAGCGUGUGCAGCAGUGAAGACGAUCCGCUGGUCUCAGUUCAGAUGAACCAGACUCUGGCAGAACAGCGCUGUGACAUCAUCAACAACAUCUGCUCUCUGGUCCCGCCCUCCACUGCUCUGGUCUCUGAUUGGUUCAACCAGCUGACAGCUGUCAACCAGCAGAUCGCAGACAGUCUUCAUGCUGAUUUCAUCCAUCAGCUGCGUUGUUGUUAUGAACAGGUGUGGCAGGAUCGACUGGCUGCAGUGGAGCGUUGUAAGGAGGAGCUCUCUGCUCUGCAGCUUUCAGAAGAGGAGCUGAACGAAGUUGUCGCCUCUCACCUCCUCACUCUGAUUGGACGAAGCCAGAGACAGGAUGAAAAGCGAUUGGCUGCUUUAGACCUGUGUUGUGACUCUGUGGCCCGCCAUGCUCACAGUGUCAGCCGGUGUGUGUUUGUUGUGAUGAGAGGAGCAGCGUUACUAUGGGAGACACACAGCCACAGGUUAGAGAGGAAAGAAGAAGAAGUGCAACAACACCUGGACGACCUCAGAGUCUCACAGCAGCAACACAUACAGAGGAGGAAAGUGCAUCUGGAUGACCUGCUAGCAGGACUUCGUCAGGAGAGCAGUGAAGAUGCUCUGAAGAUGUCUCUGGACAAAACCGUCCUCUACCUGCAGGACAUCAAACACAGCUGCAGUGACUAUGUCUCUGAUCAGUGUCAGCUGUUGGACCGUGUCCCAUCCGUGUGUCUGGAGGAGCUCCUAUCCUACAGCAGUAGUCUUGCCUCUUUCUUCCACCUCAGCAACACCUACACACCGAAUCUAGGAGAACUAUGGAACCUCCACCCAUCAUCUGCCCACCCCACAGACCCAGAACCCAGUGAGGGGGCUGAGAAUCAUCCAAUCAGCUGUCAGAAUGAUGCUGACCCUGCCUACCCCUCUCAGGAUUGGCUGACUGAGGCGGAGUCUUCUCUGCUGGAUCUUUGUGACAUCAGCAGUGAUGUCUCAUUUACAUCAUCCAGCGGUGUGUCCUACAGUGGCCCAGCCCUUAGAUGCCCCGCCCCCAACCUGCAACAGGAAACGCACCUGAGCCUAUUUCCUGUGGAGCUGCUCACUCACACGCUCAGCAGGACACAGCUUCUGUUCUUUGACCACCUGGAGCAGCACAUCCACGACGUCUUCAGUUCAGCUGUCUCCAUGGUGACUGAGAGGAAGGAGGUGGUGCGUUUGGAGCAGGAGCUCCACCUGCAGCAGCUGAACCCCCAACAUAUCCAGAACCACAUAUACCAACCCCGCCUGGUGGAGCUGCAGUGCCACAGACAAUGUGUGGAUGAUCACUGUGAGGAGGUGCUAGAGGUGUUGACCUCCUGCAGGUUGGAGUUACAGGAGCUGCAGACCUCCAUCAGCAGGAAGAACCAGAAGUUCAGCGUCACUCUGUCUAACAUGGAGGAUGAUGUUCAAUCAGCUGACAGCAGCCAACGUCUGGAGACUGUCAGCUCCACCCUCCAGGACUGUCUGGAUGAACAUAUCAAAGACACCCAGUGCUGUGAGACCACCUUCAGACAGACUGUUCAGACCAGACUGGAGGAGGUCAGAGACAGAACAUCACAGCUGCUCAACUCCUUCAGGUUGUUUAGUGAAGGAGGAGAUUUUGCUCCUCAGGAGCUUAAGUUGUUUCAGAGGAUGCUGAAAGAGGAGACUGAACAGAUCCAUGUGACAGAAGAGUCCAUUUACACUGAGCUGGAGCUGUUUGAGUCCACAAGUUUACAGCAGGUGAAGGAGGCAUCCAUUCGUUUAGAGGAGACCAUCUCCCUCUUAAAGUCUGAGCUGAAAUUCACAGAGAAGAUCCAGAAAAUGAUCAGGAGCACACAAGUUCACAUCAAGGCUGAGGCAGCCAGCAGUAACCAGCAGCAGACAUUCAUCAGCAGCUGUUUGGAGGAUUUGAGGAGAAUGAUGGGGAACACACAGGUGUUUCCUGAUGAGGUCUUUUCUGUCCUGUCAUCAGUCAAUGAAGAACUCAUUAAGCGCUGUCAGUACCUGGAGGUUUCAUUGGAAAACACCUCAGCUCAUACUAAAUCCAGGAAGCAGGUCCAGUCAGCCCCACCUGCUCCAGUACUGCAGCCGGGCAGGACCGGCGUGGACCUCCUUGAUAACCCUGUCAUUGGUGUUAUCAAGUCCUUGAACAGGUUCUGUAAGAUCCAGGAUGUUGCAGCAGAACCCGAUGAGGGAGGAACAACAGCUGCUGCAGAUCAAGUGCAGCCGGGAGCCUUUGUUGAAGUCGCCUCAGGCACAAGUCAGAGAUCCAUCCAACGGCAGAGAGAGUCACUGAGUGCUAGGAGGGGCUGCAGGUCCAUCAGGACUGACAGAAAGUGCUCAGUUUUUGGAGCUGGACCAGAACCAGAACCAGAACGGAGCACACACUCCUUCAGCUCCACAGUCAACUCUGUGUUGUGGAGAGCCAAUGAUGUCCUUCUGUUGGUUGCCGAGGACUUUUACCGCACUGAGCGUUCUGGUCUCAGCAGGUUCCUCAGACUUCCUGACUCUUUGAACCAGUGGGCUGAGAGCACACAGCAGAGGCUGCUGGGAUACCAGGAACAGACCAGGAAGUUUCUGAGCUCAAGCAGAGAGGAGUUGGUGAAGCAGCUGUCUGUGUUGGAGGAGCUGCUGCGUUUGUUACCUGGAGUUUUAAUCAGUAACCACGAGCUGCAACAGGAGGCGAAGCUCAGAGAGAAGGUUUGUGGGGUCAGACUGAAGCUGAAGGAGACGCUUGCAGCCAGUGAGAAUGAGAAGUGUUUGAACUUCCGUCAGCUGCGAGUGUCUCUCAGAGACGAAGAGCUUCAGACUCUCAACAGCAGAGAGGAGCUCAGACAACAGCAGCUACACAGUGCCAUCUGCAGCACACACUUGGAACUACAGGAAUGUGUAAGAGUCAAAGGGGAAGAGUUUGUGACAUCGUUGGCCUCUCUGACAGAGAACCUGCUCCAUCAGCUGGACAACUCGCUCACAGCUGCAGAAAACAAGGCAGUGACAUCACACCAGCAGUCUGGAGACAGGGCCGUUACCAUGGAGACUGAAACAGGCCAGAAACCAGUCAGCAGGACCUGGUCUAGUAUCACAUAUAUGUUGCCCCCCAUCAACACACCCUCCAGUGUUACCGUGGCAACUUCUGCAUCCACCACCACCACCAGGUGCACCAUGGGACAUCUGGUUGUCAUAGAACAGAGAGACGCUGCUGUCAAGAGAUUUGAGCAGCUGAUCAGGUCCGAAUUGCUGCGUUCAGACGACGACCAACAGAAACACCUGAGAGAACUACAGAGCUGGAGCACACACUGGAGACAGCAGAUACACACACUGACACACACACAGGAGACAGCAGAUACACACACUGACACACACACUGGAGACAGCAGAUACACACACUGACACACACACAGGAGACAGCAGAUACACAC